Molecule: messenger RNA, 4475 nt
Organism: Myiozetetes cayanensis
Lineage: Eukaryota; Metazoa; Chordata; Aves; Passeriformes; Tyrannidae
Gene: AHCYL2
Product: adenosylhomocysteinase like 2
Exons: 17
Coding region: 483-2003 (506 amino acids)
Biological process (GO): L-methionine cycle
Cellular component (GO): cytosol
Source: RefSeq, a predicted model, not a curated record
UCUUGGAGCUGAGCGUCCUUCAGCUCCCGAGGUGUCGGUGUGCGGUUCGGGUUGAGGCCGCAGGACUGGUGAUGCGCCAGGUGUAACCCUCGCUGUGGGAGUCCUCUAAAUCCAGGGAUAUCUCUGGGAUCCAGCGGGAUAUCGGCACCUCGGUGCCGUCGGCGGGCGAUGGGUGGACAUCUCCACCCCACGGAGAGCCUGCUCUCCACUCAGGCGUGGAGCGGAGCUGAGCUCGGUGGGGGAUCCCGGCUGUAAAAAUGGGCUGGAUCUGAGCGCUUCCCCGGAGUGGGAUUGGGAUGGGAAUGAGGGGCCGAGCUGCCCUUGAAGGCUCAGCUAACGAGGCUGGAUCGUCACGGAGACCUCGGCUGGGAGAACAUCUGUGCCUGAAGCCCCGCUGAGCAGCUCGGGGGGGCUCGGCUGGUGCAUCCCUCUGCACCCCACGGCGUCCCUGAAUGGGAUCCUAAAGGGAUUCACCCCGGGAGAUGUGGGACGGCAGCGCCGGCGCCUCCGCUUUCCACCUGCCCGAGUGGAUGAUCCAGUUUGCCGACCAAAAGCAGGAGUUCAACAAGCGCCCGUCGAAGAUCGGCCGCCGCUCCCUGUCCCGCUCCAUCUCGCAGUCCUCCACAGACAGCUACAGCUCAGCUGCCUCCUACACGGACAGCUCUGACGAUGAGACCUCCCCCCGGGACAAGCAGCAGAAGAACUCCAAGGGCAGCAGCGAUUUCUGCGUCAAGAACAUCAAACAGGCGGAGUUCGGGCGCAGGGAGAUCGAGAUUGCUGAGCAGGAGAUGCCCGCGCUGAUGGCUCUGAGGAAGAGAGCUCAGGGAGAGAAGCCGCUGGCCGGGGCCAAGAUCGUGGGCUGCACUCACAUCACAGCCCAGACAGCUGUGCUGAUGGAGACUCUGGGAGCGCUGGGUGCCCAGUGCCGAUGGGCUGCCUGCAACAUCUACUCCACCCUGAACGAGGUGGCUGCUGCCCUGGCUGAGAGCGGGUUCCCCGUCUUCGCCUGGAAGGGAGAAUCCGAAGAUGAUUUCUGGUGGUGCAUCGACCGCUGUGUCAACGUGGAGGGCUGGCAGCCCAACAUGAUCCUGGAUGAUGGGGGAGAUCUCACUCACUGGAUCUACAAGAAAUAUCCCAACAUGUUCAAGAAGAUCAAGGGGAUAGUGGAGGAGAGCGUGACAGGAGUGCACAGGCUGUACCAGCUGUCCAAGGCGGGAAAGCUCUGUGUCCCAGCCAUGAAUGUCAACGACUCUGUCACCAAGCAGAAGUUUGACAACCUGUACUGCUGCAGGGAGUCCAUCCUGGACGGCCUUAAGAGGACGACGGACAUGAUGUUUGGAGGGAAGCAGGUGGUGGUCUGUGGCUAUGGGGAGGUUGGGAAGGGCUGCUGUGCUGCUCUGAAGGCCAUGGGCUCCAUAGUGUACGUGACAGAGAUCGACCCCAUCUGUGCCCUGCAGGCCUGCAUGGACGGGUUCCGGCUGGUGAAGCUCAACGAGGUCAUCAGACAGGUCGACAUCGUCAUCACCUGCACAGGGAACAAGAACGUGGUGACCAGGGAGCACCUGGACCGGAUGAAGAACAGCUGCAUCGUCUGCAACAUGGGGCACUCCAACACCGAGAUCGACGUGGCCAGCCUGCGCACGCCCGAGCUCACCUGGGAGAGGGUGAGGUCCCAGGUGGACCACGUCAUCUGGCCAGACGGCAAGAGGAUAGUCCUGCUGGCAGAGGGCCGCCUGCUGAACCUGAGCUGCUCCACCGUCCCCACCUUCGUCCUGUCCAUCACGGCCACCACGCAGGCCCUGGCUCUGAUAGAGCUGUACAACGCUCCCGAGGGCCGCUACAAGCAGGACGUGUAUUUGCUGCCUAAAAAAAUGGACGAGUACGUGGCCAGCCUGCACCUGCCGACGUUCGACGCGCACCUGACGGAGCUGACGGACGAGCAAGCCAAGUACCUGGGGCUGAACAAGAACGGACCUUUCAAACCAAACUACUACAGAUAUUGAGUAUUCCUGCCACUGGAUCCCCGGGAACGGCGGGGAACGAGCACCCACGUCUGUUCUCAACUACUGUACAGGAUGACCCCGCGCAAGCUUCCCACGCUCGAGCCGGGCUUGCUCCGUAGUCACCAUGUGUUUUAGGUUAUUUAUUUAUUAAAUUAGGAUACCGUUCAUGCGGCCUCUGCCACUGGUGUUCGUGCUGCCGCGGGACUGGGACACGCUGGAUUUCUUUCCCGUUUCUUUCAUUCUUCUCUUUGGAUUCGUUCUCUCUCGGGGCUGGGAGGAUGAGGAAGGAGCUGGUGGGAUCGAGCCUGGAAUGGCCCGUUAUCGCUGCUGGAGCCACGGAAAUCACACGUUGGUUCCCCCCACGCCCCAGCGCCUCUUCCAGCGGCGCAGGAUCCCGGGAUGGGUUUGCGUUUCUCCUGCUGUCGGAUGAUGAAGCCAAAACACCUCCUUCGCUCCAGGCUCUGGCAAGGCCGGAGCCGCCCCCGUGGAUCCCUCUGGAGAAGCCUCUCGUCGUGCUGUGGAACUUUCCGAGGGCUGGUGCCCCCAGCCCUUCAGAGGACGUCGCCUUAGCGCUGCUGGAAGCUGUGGGGAAGGGUCCGGGCAGGGAGAGCCCCGGGCAGGGCUGGCCGGGCGGGCAGAGCCAGCGCCGCUCCCUCAGCCCCCACAGCUCCACAGCGAUUCCUGCUGCUCUCGCCCCCAGUGCCAACCUCUCUGGAUCAACCAAAGCCGUGUUCCCGGGGGGGCUCCCCCUGUGCUGCUGGAGGAGCUCCCCCGGCAGAUGCUGCUCACGCACCGGGAGCUCUUCCCGAUCCAGGCAGAGCUUCCCGGACGUCCCGGCUGGGGGGACCCCUGUCCGCACCGGGGCUUUCUCCAGCUGCAUUUCAGCCCUCACUGGAAGUGUUUGGAGUUUUCUUUUCUGGGUUGAUUAUUUCACUCCUUUAUUUAUGAAUCUGGAAGCCCCCCUGGAGUGGAUGAGACGUCUGGUGGAGGAUCCUCCACGCGGAUUCAGCGUCACUAAAACCCUUCAGUUGCCUCAGAUCUUGAAGUGUCAGAGCUGAGGGGGAAUGAAUUGGCCAUAGUCCCUUGUUUUAUCCCAGGAUGUCCCUCUGGAGUGCUGACACGCUUCCCAAGGUGACUUCCCAAGUCACUUUCAUUAUCCAUGUGGAGAACAUGAUCCUUCUAAAAUAAAACUGCCCGACCCCGUGAGCACAAAACCCUUUAUCCCCCGGUUGCUGCUUUGGUUCCCGAGUCUCUCAUCAGCUACAGAGUCAUGUUUUGUCCUUAUGGGCUUCUUUGCCAUCGUGAAAAACCCUUUUGUGGCAGCUCAUUCACGCACAAGGAAGGAAAAACCGGGGAAUUACGGUCUCGGCAUCCAAGGCCUUCUCGUGGCUCUCAGGGGGUCUGAACUCCGCUUGGUCACGAGCUUUGGAGCAAAUGUUCCAAGUUUGUCUCUGAAAUCCCCCAAAACCUGGAAGGAAAACCUGGGGAAGAACCUUGUGGAGACCUUGGGAAGACCUCGAGGAGGCCUUGGGAGGACCCUUAGGAGACCUUGGGAAGAUGUUAAGGCUUUGAGAAGGCUCUGAGGAGACCUCAAGGCUUUGAGGAGCUUCAUCACAGACUGACCUCUAACCACAGACUUGAAAUAAUCUCUGCCCGCAAGUUUUAUCCAGAUCCUGAGAUUUUUUGGGAAGAGUCCCCUGAGCCACUGGAAAUGUCCCGGAUCUGCCUUGGUCUGUGCCAGCCUCGAGUUCCCGGAGAGGCCCCGCCUGGAAUCUGCUCCCGGCCUGAGUGACAGGGGGUUGUGGGGCCACGUGGGAGCAGCUCCUGGAAGGACAGGUGUCCCAACCGCCCCGGGAAAACCCCUUUCCACCCUCAGGACCCUCCGGAGCAGCUCCUGCCGCUGCUCCUGCGUCCAUCGCUCGUGCCGCAGCCAGGGGUGCUGCUCGCCCACGGAUCCCCCGAGCCCGGCUCAUCUGCCAGGUAGAUAAGAGGGGGAAAACAAAAAUUAUCAGUAAUAAAAUCCCACCUGGCCUUUCCCACCUCGAUUCUCCAGAGACUCUUCUCCGUGUUCUGCUUCUCCUGUAAAGCUUCUUGGCUCGCUUGGCUUUUUCCUAAUCAACCUGGAAUCAUAUCCUGUGAUCAUCUCUAAAUUAAAUGUUAAUGGGCUUUGGUUUCUUUUAUCCUUUUUUUUUUUUUUUUAAAUGUAACGCCUUUUUUUUUUUUCCAAGACUUUAGGAAAAAAAAAGGAGAUUUUAGGUAACACCAGCAAAAUCAUAUAAAAAGGAAAUUUAAUUCUGUCCUGAACUUUUAGGAAUAACAAAGCAAAACCCGUCAUCAGCAGGGAGGGAACGGAACCGUCGCACCCGUAACAUUUCAAAAGGAUGUUUUAAAUAUUAAUGUCUGAGUGAUUGUAUUAGAUCAGCAAUAAAGACUCUGUAAUCUCAAAACACAAAUAAAUCAUGGGAAAACUCA